AAGGACGUCCGCUCUCGUUUUUGGACAGUAUACAGAAAAGUCGCGGAGGAACACGACGGCGACUUUCUUGAGCGAUACUCCACUGAUAUGGACAUUGUUUUGAUCUUCUCUGGUCUUUUCUCCGCUGUUAGCACGUCUUUUAUCGUAGCAAUGGAGUCUAGCCUCAGUUACGACCCCAGCGACACCACAAAUGCCCUUCUCACGCAGCUCAUGCAAAUCGGGCUCGGCAACAUUGCUGCAGCGGGUGUAGAACCCGCAGCACCACCAUCUGCGUGGUCGCCGCCCACGUCGACUGUAAGGAUCCAAGCGAUCGCAUAUGCAAGCUUGUGCAUGAGCUUGCUCGCUGCAUUCGGUGCCGUGCUAGGAAAGCAG
Suillus clintonianus is the source of this 372-nucleotide messenger RNA. RefSeq lists its product as uncharacterized. The transcript is spliced from 2 exons. Lineage: Eukaryota; Fungi; Basidiomycota; Agaricomycetes; Boletales; Suillaceae. The record is from RefSeq and is a predicted model, not a curated record. The annotation marks the transcript as partial.